This is a messenger RNA of Argiope bruennichi, 2768 nucleotides long. Its product is annotated as MAM and LDL-receptor class A domain-containing protein 1-like. The record is from RefSeq and is a predicted model, not a curated record. The transcript is spliced from 19 exons. Gene Ontology annotation, cellular component: membrane. Lineage: Eukaryota; Metazoa; Arthropoda; Arachnida; Araneae; Araneidae. Bases 129 to 2420 code for a protein of 763 amino acids.
UUCACUUUGUCGGAAGCAUCGUGUUGGUUUGGAAUUCCAAUUCUCGAACUCGGUCUUCCUUCUCUGCAAGAAAACCUAAGCGAAUCCAAUGAAAUAAUCUGAUUGAAAUUCAGGCUCGAAAACGCUGAAUGGGAACCAAUGGAAAAGAAAUGCACCUGGCUGUUAUUUUAAGGUGUCUCUUCGUUGCGGCCAUAGUCUCACUUCUGAUUGGUCCUAUGGUAGUUAGAACAGCUCUGAAUUAUGCCUACAAUAACUACACCCUGGGCCCAUGCAACUUCACAGACAAGGACGGUUUCUCAUCGCCCUGUUACUUCGACUUGCAUCACCCCCAACACAACCUCAGCAUGUUCAAUUGGGAUUUGGGGUGCGGCGAGGGAGCUUUUUGGAUGGGGGGACCACCUGUAGAUAAUAACGGCACAGCAAAAGGGGGUUAUGCCUUCAUGGACCUCUCUCGAAUGUCGAGCGAUGAGACCGGCCUUAUCCAUAGGGCUUGGCUUCCUACUCACCCCCUCAACGCCACUUCUCCCAAGGGUAAGUGCUUGCACUUCAGCUACAGCAUCGAUGGCCUGUCGGUGGGCGGUCUCAGGGUCUUGGUCAAUGCCACUGAUGUCACUUACACUAUUUGGGAAACAAAGGACUCCACAGACGGUGAUUGGAUGAGUGGAAAAGUGUCAUUCACCUGUGAAACACCUUUCAGAUUAGUCAUGGAAGCUUUCCCAAGAGAACCUUACUUGAGGAGAAGAGGAUAUGUUGCAGUAGAUGAUAUUUAUUUAAUGGAUGGAUUUUGCGCAGGUGAUUGCACAUUCGAGCACGAUUUCUGCAACUGGACCAAUUCGAACACAAGUGACGAGUUCGAUUGGAAGAUGGGGAGAGGAAGUCCCAGCUCUGUAACUGGACCGUCCAGAGACCACGGGAGUAGUGUCACAUGGAGAGAAACAGGUGGCUAUGCAUAUAUAGAUUCAUCCUUCCCAAAUAAACCAGGAGAUCGAGCUCACUUAUGGAGUCCAGUCUUAAAUCCUCAUGGUAAUGGUAGCGCCCUCUGCCUGAGUUUUUGGACAUCUCUGUAUGGUGCUGGUGUGGGUGCGCUCCGGAUCUACAUGUACGACAACACGACGAACAGUACUGGGGAUCCAAUAUGGGAACUUUAUACAGGUACCAGGACUCCCGACCAGUGGUACAAAGGAGAGGUACCAUUGUCAUUGCCCAGACCAUUCAGAGUCAUAUUUGAAGCUGAAAUAAACUUACCAGGAGAAAGUGAUAUAGCUAUAGACGACAUUGCUUUAAACAAUGGAACUUGUCCAAGUAUUCCUAGAGAAGCGAGCAAAUCAGGUGACUGUGCUUUUAUUGUGGAUUCCUGCGGCUGGAAAGAAAUGGAUACUAAGACCAGGCCCGAAAGUCCACCCCUUUGGGGCCGAGUAACCGGAGAUGGAACAGUUCUCAGUCCGGAGGGUCACUCAUCAAUGGCUGGAGUGUCCAGACAAGAUUCGUAUAUGAUGUUUAACACGGCCAGCUACCAACAUGCUCCCUUGGACAAAGGCCAGCUCAUCAGUCCACCUAUCCCACACUCAAACUUUACAUAUUGCCUGAGCUUCUGGACGUACAUGUAUUCCAGUACGGCUGGCGUGCCCAUUGGCGGUCUGCAAGUGAAAGUGCGCCGUUCCGACAACACCACUGUCAACGUUUGGAGGUUGGAUAAUCAUCAAGCUUCACACUGGGUACACUCCCAGCUGCAGUUACCUUCUCACCUAAAUGAAUCUGACAGGGUAAUUAUUGAAGCAAUCAAAGGAGGUGAUACAAGAGCUGCCAUUGCAGUGGAUGAUAUUACAUUUACGACACCUUACAACUGCACAAUUAAGCCUGCCAAAGCCAGUGUGCAUCUAGGUGACUGUGCUUUCGACCGAGAACUAUGUGGAUGGCGAGUUGUAAACUCAUCUGCUUCGGGUCCCAAGUGGAGACUGCCCGCCGGAAACACGAAACCGGCCACAGUCAAAGAUCACACAUAUCAAGUAUUAGGAGAUGGCUUUGUGUACAUGGACGUGUUUUCAGCACCUAGCCCAGUCAAAAGCACUUUGCAGAGUAGCCUUCUAUACGGCAAUCCGAACAUUACUUACUGCUUGAGCUUCUGGUACCUGGGCCUCGAGACGGAAGAGGGGGCCACUCUGCAGGUGAGGGCCCACUACAACGACACCCACCGAGAACUUUGGAAGCUGACUCGCGACACCACUCUGCAAACAUAUUACCACUAUGGUCAGGUGAAUGUCACGUUGGCAUCCAACUUUACGAUCGCAUUUGUAAGUACAGUUCAAAAAUCUGGAUGGGUCUUAGACGAUGUGAAGUUUUCUGUGUCACCAAUAUCAAACAUCACAACAUGUGCUCUACGCCCACCGAAAGCCAUGGUUCAACCAAACCAGUCGGUAUGAUCAAUACCUUCAAGACUCUAAAGGACCGAAAUCAAUCCAUGAUUUUCAUGGGUUCGUUUUCGAGUGGUUUUAUAUCUUCCAAUCCAACAAAUGAAUACAUUUCGGACGGUCACCUGCUCUCAGUGAAGAGGUUUUAAAUGAAAUAGAAAUCUCAAAAAGCUGCAAUUUCAUUUUUGUGAAUGGUUAUCCUUGUAUAAUAUUGUAUAUAAUUCAGACAAAUUGUGAAAGACAUUUAUAUAUUUCAAAGAGAAGACUUAUAAGUAGAUUGAAUAUACUUUAUCUAUGUCUAUGUUUCAAACUUUUCCCAUUUCAUAUUCCAUGUCAGGGCUUUUUUGUAAAGUCUUUUAU